This is a messenger RNA of Scophthalmus maximus (turbot), 1624 nucleotides long. RefSeq names its product elongation factor 1-alpha 1. The coding region runs from base 152 to 1543 and encodes 463 amino acids. NCBI's taxonomy places the organism in Eukaryota, Metazoa, Chordata, Actinopteri, Pleuronectiformes, Scophthalmidae. Gene Ontology annotation, molecular function: GTP binding; translation elongation factor activity; GTPase activity. The record is from RefSeq and is a predicted model, not a curated record. The transcript is spliced from 8 exons. Gene Ontology annotation, biological process: translational elongation; translation.
GAGACACACACCCAGGAGGAGGAUGAGGUACGGAGGAGGCGUGGCCCUCGUGUGACGUCAUACAGAUAUAAAAGGAUGCAGGUGAGGAUACGGUCUUUUCGACGGGAAGACGACUCACAUCCCAUACCUCCAUUUUUGCAGUAAACCAAACAUGGGAAAGGAAAAGAGCCACAUCAGCAUCGUGGUCAUUGGCCAUGUCGACUCCGGCAAGUCCACCACCACCGGCCACCUGAUCUACAAGUGCGGAGGAAUCGACAAGAGGACCAUCGAGAAGUUCGAGAAGGAAGCCGCCGAGAUGGGCAAGGGCUCCUUCAAGUACGCCUGGGUGCUGGACAAACUGAAGGCCGAGCGCGAGCGGGGCAUCACCAUUGACAUUGCUCUGUGGAAGUUUGAGACUGAAAAGUACAGCGUGACCAUCAUCGAUGCCCCCGGACACAGGGACUUCAUCAAGAACAUGAUCACUGGUACCUCUCAGGCUGACUGUGCUGUGCUGAUCGUUGCUGCUGGUGUUGGUGAGUUUGAGGCUGGUAUCUCCUCGAAUGGCCAGACCCGUGAGCACGCCCUGCUGGCCUUCACCCUCGGUGUGAAGCAGCUCAUCGUCGGUGUCAACAAGAUGGACAGCACAAGUCCUCCUUUCUGCCACAACCGUUUUGAAAAUGUCCGGACGGAAAUAGGCAAGUACAUAAAGAAGAUCGGGUACAACCCUGAGGCUGUUCCUUUCAUCCCUAUUUCUGGGUUUCAUGGAGACAACAUGCUAGAGCCCAGUAACAAGAUGCCCUGGUUUGAGGGAUGGAAGGUUAAGCACAAGGAGGGGGCUGCCACUGGAGUAACACUCUACGAGGCUCUGGAUGCCAUCCUGCCACCUGCCCGCCCAACCAACAAGCCCCUCCGUCUGCCCCUGCAGGACGUCUACAAAAUUGGCGGUAUUGGAACUGUCCCCGUCGGCCGCGUUGAGACCGGUAUCCUGAAGCCGAACAUGGUCGUCACCUUUGCUCCCCCCAACGUGACCACUGAGGUGAAGUCUGUGGAGAUGCACCACGAGGCUCUGUCUGAGGCUCUCCCCGGUGACAACGUCGGCUUCAACAUCAAGAACGUGUCGAUCAAGGAUAUCCGCCGAGGAAACGUGGCUGGCGACAACAAGAAUGACCCUCCCAUGGCGGUUGAGGACUUCACUGCUCAGGUCAUCAUCAUGAACCACCCCGGCCAGAUCCAUCAGGGAUACACCCCUGUGCUGGACUGCCACACUGCUCACAUUGCCUGCAAAUUCAAGGAACUCGUGGCAAAGGUUGACCGUCGCUCUGCUAAGAAGCUCGAAGAUAACCCCAAGUUUCUCAAGUCUGGAGAUGCCGGCAACAUCCUCAUAGUGCCUUCAAAACCCUUGUGUGUUGAGAGCUUCUCUGAAUAUCCCCCACUAGGACGCUUUGCUGUGCGUGACAUGAAGCAGACUGUGGCCGUUGGUGUCAUCAAGGCUGUCACAAAGAAGGCCCCCACCUCUGGAAAGGUCACCAAGUCUGCACAGAAGUGUGAAGGCAAGAAGAAAUGAUUUUUUUUAAUUCUAACAAAAAACAACAAUAAUUGAGAUAAUAAGGUCCAAACCAAAACAAUAAAAAGAAUCUUAAAUAUA